AGGCACCAUCACAGUUAUCAUUAUCGUACGCAGCGUUGACAUCCGCGUCGUAGUCUCCUCGAGAUGGCCGAAGCGACGGAAUCGACGAAUCUAACGGAGGAGGCGCCCAAACCGGCUACCGGGUCGACUGAGGUGCCUCCGACUGAGAUACCUUCGACCGAGAUGCCUCCGCCUGACAUGCCUCCGACUGAGAUGUCUCCGACUCAGACGCCUUCGACUGAGAUGCCCUCGACUGCGAUACCUUCGACUGAGGUGUAUUCGGCUGAGAUGCCCCAAACCGAGAUGCCCCCGACCGAAAUGCCUCCAUCCGAGAUGCCCCCAUCCGAGCAGCACAACCACCAUAACAGUGAGCCGCCAGUAGACACGUCGCUUCCUCAUAUUGAUACCUCACUUCCCCCGAUCGAUACAACCUUUCCGACGAUGGAGGAGCACGAACACCUCGAUCAUGAACUCCCUCCGAUCGAUACGACGAUACCGUCGCUUCCCCCAAUUGACACUUCCUUGCCACCAUUGGAUACUACGCUGCCGGCUACAGAUGGGCUACAUACUGAGGAACCGGAUUUCUCGUUCCCGGAACUGAAGCAUAGCGAUACCGAUGGGCAUGGGGUGGACCAUACGCAUGCACCGGGCACAAACGGGUUUGACUUCCCGGAACAUGAUCAUACGCCACACUCCUCAACUCCCGUUCCCUCCUACCAACCUCCGGUGAACGAGACGCAUCCGCAGCCACCCGUUCAGCACGAGCAGUCACACUUGUCACAACAUCCACACCCGCAUCAGCCGGCACCGCAACAGCCAGGGCAACCGUCACAACCACAAACCCAUUACGAGCAUCAAUAUUCUCAACACCAGCAUCAAUCGCAUCAGCAGCAUGUCCCAUCGCAACAUGGCUCGCCGUCUCAACAUCAGCCAGGACCAGGACAGUCGACACCGACGCAACCGCACCAACAACAGCAACAAUAUCAGCAGCAUCAGAGCUCGGACAUGUACCAUCAUAACCACCAGUCCAUGGGUGCGCCGUCAAUGCAGAACAUGGACCAUCAUUCAAUGCAGGGACAGCACUCGCAGAUCCCACAAGCGCCCAUCGGCUCGCCUAUGCCCUCGAACAUGCCUCCGAUGACUUCAGUGGGUCAGUACAUGACAGGAUACCCGACCAAUGUUGGGCAAAUGGGGAUGAACGCCAACGCUCAGAUGCGCUACCAGCUUCCUGGCGACCCCAAUAAGAUGCUCUCGGGCGGAAGACACAAGAAGGAGGUCAAACGGCGGACGAAAACCGGGUGUUUAACAUGUCGAAAGCGACGAAUCAAGUGUGACGAGGGUCAUCCUGUCUGCCGGAACUGCGUCAAGAGUAAACGGGAAUGCCUGGGCUACGACCCCGUUUUUAAACAACAACCCACGCCUUCUGCUAUCCAACCCGCUCCAAACCCGCAUCCUUCUCUGGUGGUCAACCCUCAGGACCCCUCUACCUCUUAUCCCCAAGCUCCCCCGGGCUACGUACCUGCAGCGUCGCAACCGUUCGCUCCUUCUGAAUCGCCCAGCACGUCUACCGAACGCUACGACAACUACGGAGCGCCCGUUGACCACUCUACCGACAUGAACAAUCAGCAGAACAUGGCUAGUAUACAACAUGCCGUUGAAGGAGGCCUGCAGCCGACGGUGAACCCGGCAGCAACCAAUACUACCGGCACACCGUCGGAGCCUACUAGUUUCAGAGUGAAACAAGUCCAGAUUAGCGACCUCCUUGCCCUGCGAGGGAUUCCUCCACCGCCGCCCCACCCCAUCACAUCACUGCCGCCCAAUCGUCUCGAGGAAAUCCAAGCCGUGUUCCUGGCGACAUAUGCUCCGGCUAUCGACAAGUUCUUCGAGACCCGGUGGUUCCAGGAUAAGGCGCUUACCCAUCUACUGGCCAAUGCACAGCUCAUGGCGGAGUACUCCGCUCUGAUUGAUGCGUUCAACGACCCCAAUCUCGGCGAUCCUAACGUAGUGGCCCGGUUAGAGAGUUUCGAGGCCUCCGUGGUCUGGAGCUCCAUGACCCUGUGCCGCCAUGUGAUGAAUGUGUCCGGGGGCGCCCAGCCGGAGUACGAUCUGCUAGCGUCGGCGAAGAGAUUGGAUGUGAUCGAGGCGAUGAUCACGGGGGAACAUCUGGACUCGAAUCCCCUCAGCCAAUUUCCCACGCGGGAGCCGGCCGCCAAUCCUCCCUCGCUGCCAGACCAACUGACACAGCGGUCGUUGGACUUCUGGAGCGCCGUCGGAUACUUCCUGACGCUACACGACAACGAAGCCAGCUCGGCCAAGGAGAUCGACGACACCUUGGCGCGCUGUCGGACGUUGUUGGACACGUACGAGAACCGUGACGUGAUCUACUCGAUCGCCAUUGCGCGUCACCUGGGACAGCGGUGGGCGGACUUUCCCCGCAGCUUCCCGCAGCCGAUCACGACCAACGAGAAGGAUGCCGGGGCCAAGCUGUACGUCGCACAGAAGUUCCUCGAACAGGAAGCCGGCGGCAAGGGUACGACACAGGUCAUCAAGCGCAUCUGCGGUAUGGUCGUUCGAUCCUGGAUUGUUUCCCGGGAGUGACCUGGUCGAUUAUUCUAACCUGCGCAUUUGCGUUCUGUAACAUGAAAAGCGCAUCGGUACGAUGGAGUAGCGGUUAACGAUGUCCUCCUAGACCUGAUCCGUUUUUCUAUCUGUUUGUCGAAGAUUCCCCCACCGACACAGACCGCAGUCCUCAUACUGCCGGCCUUGUUCGACAAGGGGGCCAAGAAGUCACAUCGGGCCCGGAGUUCGUUUGGGAUUCAGUUCUUUUGUUCUUGUUUUUGGAAGCAGAAGGAGGGGGCAGUUCACGGCGUUACGGCUGCAUUACUUGAAUAGUGUCAUAAUUGUUCGUCGAAAUUUUCCGUUGCCGCCGGACACAUUCCUCUUGCGGACAAUCGAUAUAAUGAGACCCUUGUACAUACGAGAAAAACAAAAGCAGUU
Aspergillus homomorphus CBS 101889 is the source of this 2976-nucleotide messenger RNA. RefSeq names its product putative C6 finger domain protein. The transcript is spliced from 3 exons. Gene Ontology annotation, molecular function: zinc ion binding; DNA-binding transcription factor activity, RNA polymerase II-specific. Bases 64 to 2577 code for a protein of 837 amino acids. The record is from RefSeq and is a predicted model, not a curated record. Lineage: Eukaryota; Fungi; Ascomycota; Eurotiomycetes; Eurotiales; Aspergillaceae. Gene Ontology annotation, biological process: regulation of DNA-templated transcription.